Messenger RNA from Penicillium taxi, 1494 nucleotides. RefSeq names its product integral membrane protein TmpA. Gene Ontology annotation, biological process: regulation of conidium formation; conidium formation; sexual sporulation resulting in formation of a cellular spore. The record is from RefSeq and is a predicted model, not a curated record. NCBI's taxonomy places the organism in Eukaryota, Fungi, Ascomycota, Eurotiomycetes, Eurotiales, Aspergillaceae. The transcript has a single exon. Bases 1 to 1494 code for a protein of 497 amino acids.
AUGUCCUUACCACCACCCGCGGCCAAGAUGAUCCCCGGCUCACCCAGCCUGAGUGCUGAUACUCUCACUGAUACUGAUACUCUCAAUGAUGGCAAGCAUAACGAGAAGUAUACUUGCAAGGCGAUGAGUUUCAGUGUAUCGGAGUCGGAGAAACCAAUCGACAUUGAAGCUCAAAUUACUGAGCCAAAAGAAAAGCCACUCGCUGGACUGCGGUACACAUUGUUUACCCUAUAUCGUCGACUUUUCACAAUCGUUUUUUUGGCCAAUGUGGCUGUAUUCGUGGCGGUCAUGACUUCCAAUCGCAGAUUACUUGCCUUAGUGAACGCCACAGCAGCCAAUCUUCUUGUCUGUGGCCUGGCUCGUCAGCCUUUGGUAGUCAACAGCAUGUUUGUCGUCGUCUGCUCUAUCCCAAGAUCGGCUCCACUUGCUUUGCGCCGUUGGGCAGCUAAGGUGUAUCACUAUGGUGGCGUGCAUAGCAGCUGCGGUGUCGCAUCACUUGUUUGGUUCCUCGGCUUUGUUGGAUUGAUGUCUUAUCAGUAUUGGACGCCGUCCGUGACUAUAGGCAUCUCGGCCACACCAGUUGCCUUAUCUUACAUCAUCCUUGUCCUGCUCAUGGCGAUCAUCGUGGUAGCCCAUCCCACGUUCCGCAUGAAAAAGCACGAUUAUUUCGAACUCACCCACCGUUUUUCGGGGUGGCUUGUCGUGGUUCUGUUCUUUGUACUGCUUAUGGUAUUUUCGAAAGAAAUCAGCAAAUCACAACAGGAACCACUAGGCUACUUCCUGAUCAAGCUACCUGCCUUUUGGUUCUUGAUUAUAACCGUCGUCGCCAUUAUUCAUCCAUGGCUGCUACUGCGGAAGGUUUUAGUAAAGUCCGAAGUUCUCUCCAGCCACGCCAUCCGUCUGCACUUUGAUCACGCCGCCACCACGUUCGGCAAGGGCACCCAGCUAGCGAAGAACCCUCUGCGUGACUGGCAUGCCUUCGCCACAUUCCCUGACCCCGCUCCAUCUGCUAUGCACGGGAAGCCUAGCUUCUCAUGCAUAGUAUCCAAGGCCGGGAACUGGACCAGCGACACGAUCCAAAACCCACCCACCCAUCUCUGGAAGCGAGGUGUGCUGCUCUAUGGGUUUGCUUACGCCAUGCGGGUAUUCAAGAAGGUGAUUGUGGUGACAACAGGGUCAGGUAUUGGCCCGUGCCUGUCUUUCCUUGGUGAUGAUAACCGACCAGCUCUGCGUGUUCUCUGGCAGACUCGAAACCCGUAUAAGACGUAUGGGGGAGAGGUCAUUAACCUUCUAAGCCGAUUGGACCCCGAUCCAAUCAUCCUGGACACGGAACAAACCGGGCGCCUUGACAUGGUUCCACUUAUUCGUCGUCAGAUCGAAGAGUUCGAUGCUGAAGCGGUGUGCGUGAUCAGUAACCCAAUGCUGACUCGUAAAAUCGUGUACGAACUCGAAGCGCGAGGGGUCCCGGCGUUUGGCCCAAUUUUCGAUUCCUAA